Messenger RNA from Mycena citricolor, 1164 nucleotides. The record is from the annotation of a GenBank genome assembly. Lineage: Eukaryota; Fungi; Basidiomycota; Agaricomycetes; Agaricales; Mycenaceae.
AUGCUCAGAGGGAAAAAAAUACUCGUCGGGGUAACGGGAAGUAUCGCAGCCUACAAGGCUGCGAUACUCGUCAGAUUGCUGGUGCGCGAAGGAGCCGAAGUGCGGGUCGUAAUGACCCCGCUGGCCAAACAGUUCAUCACGCCGCUGACGCUGGCGACCCUGUGCAAACAUCCCGUUCCGGUCGAAUUCUUCAAUCCGGAGAACGGGGAAUGGAACAGCCAUGUCAGUCUCGGCACGUGGGCGGACGCUUACCUGAUCGCCCCGGCUACGGCCAACACGAUCGCGAAAAUGGCGACCGGCGUGGCGGACAACCUGCUGCUGACCACUUAUCUGUCGGCGCGGUGUCCCGUUUUCGUCGCUCCGGCGAUGGAUCUGGACAUGUACUCCCACCCUACCACGCAAUACAACCUCGACUCGCUGAAAAGCUACGGCAACCAGGUGAUCGAGCCCGCCGAAGGCGAACUGGCCAGCGGCCUGUCGGGCAAAGGCCGCAUGGAAGAACCGGAGAAGAUCGUCGCUUUCGUAUCGGAUUUUUUCGCCAAGAAACGCAACCUGACCGGCAAAACGAUCCUCGUAACGGCCGGCCCGACGAUCGAACCGAUCGACCCGGUACGCUACAUUUCAAACUUCUCGUCGGGCAAAAUGGGGUAUGCGAUCGCCGCCGAGUUGAAAGAACGCGGCGCCGAAACGGUCGACGUGGUGACGGCCGAGCAGAUGUUCCGGGCCGCUACGAAAGCUUUCGACCGAUGCGACGCGGCGGUCAUGUGCGCCGCCGUGGCCGACUAUACGCCGCAGGCGGUCGCCGACACGAAAAUCAAAAAGGAAGGAUCGGCAUGGAACAUCGCCCUGCAGCCGACUCGGGAUAUCGCCGCUGCGAUCGGAGCGGUCAAAGGAACGCGCCUCGUGGCCGGAUUCGCGCUCGAAACCGACCACGAACGAGCCAACGCGCAAUCCAAGCUGGAACGCAAAAACAUGGAUUUCAUCGUACUGAACUCUUUGCAGGACGACGGCGCCGGAUUUGGAGGCAAUACCAACAAGAUCACGAUACUUCGCCGCGACGGAAGCGAAACCGUAUUCGGGCUGAAAAGCAAAACUGAAGUAGCCGCGGACAUCGUCGACGAAAUCGAAGCGUUCUGGGCGCCGAAAAACGCCCGUCCCGAAUAA